Fragaria vesca subsp. vesca is the source of this 1138-nucleotide messenger RNA. Its product is annotated as protein SRG1-like. The record is from RefSeq and is a predicted model, not a curated record. Lineage: Eukaryota; Viridiplantae; Streptophyta; Magnoliopsida; Rosales; Rosaceae. The transcript is spliced from 4 exons. Bases 47 to 1138 code for a protein of 363 amino acids.
GAAGCCAACCCGUAAGUCUGAUCUGUAACACAACAAGAAAAUUAAAAUGAGCAGUCUUGGUAUAGCAUCUCCGCCAGUAGAACCAAAUGUUCAAGAACUGGUGAGGAGUAAUCCAUUAAAGAUCCCUGAGAAGUACCUUUUAAAGAAUAUAGAUGAACAAGACAAGCCAAAGAGUAUAGAAACUACUUGUGAUGAUCUUUCUUCUGAUGAUAUCCCCAUCGUCGAUUUUUCUCUGCUCGCAAGUGGGAACGAGGAGGAGCUUAACAAACUGGAUCUGGCUUGCAAGGAAUGGGGAUUCUUCCAGCUCGUAAAUCAUGGAGUGGAAAGAGAAGUGUUGCAGGGUAUGAAGGAUGGUUCUGCGAAGUUCUUUGGACUUCCUUUAGAAGAGAAGAAUAAAUUUGCUAUGUCAACUGCAGAAGGCAAACGUGAAGGUUAUGGGAAACCCUCUGUGGCAACUGAAGAGCAGACACUCGACUGGUCCGACGCACUGGUUCUCACUCUUUACCCAUCUCAGAUCCGGAACCUUCAGUAUUGGCCAACCACACCAAAGGGAUACAAGGAGGCUAUUGAGGCAUAUGCUAGUGAAGUUAAAAGAGUUGCAGAGGAAAUCCUAAGAUCUCUGUCUUUAACAAUGGGGAUGGAGAAGGAUGUUCUUCUUGGACUGCAUCAAGAUUUGGCUGCAGCAUUGCGCGUAAACUACAUUCCUCCAUGCUCCAUGCCUGACAAAGUUCUAGGUCUAAGUGCACAUGCGGAUGCAGGCACCAUUACUAUACUUAUGCAAGACGAUAAUGUUAUAGGAUUACAGAUUCGGAAACAAGGACAAUGGGUAUCAGUCAAGCCAAUUCCAAACUCUUUCGUUGUGAAUAUUGGAGAUGCUCUUGAGAUAUGGAGCAACGGGAAGUACAAAAGCAUUGAACACAGAGCCGUGACAAACGAAAGCAAGGCAAGAAUGUCUUAUGCAUCGUUUAUCUUUCCACAUGUUGAUGUGGAAAUUGAACCGUUCCAUCAUCUACUAGAGUCAUCAGGCACCAUUCAGAUGUACAAGAAGGUCAAAUAUGGAGAUUAUUUGAUUAAAUGCUUGAAGAGGAAAAUGGAAGGGAAGGAACACACUCAAAAUGCAAAAAUAGGAAGCGCUUGA